This is a messenger RNA of Erinaceus europaeus (western European hedgehog), 3864 nucleotides long. It is a transcript of the gene SKIC2, whose product is annotated as SKI2 subunit of superkiller complex. Gene Ontology annotation, molecular function: ATP binding; RNA binding; RNA helicase activity. The coding region runs from base 79 to 3810 and encodes 1243 amino acids. Lineage: Eukaryota; Metazoa; Chordata; Mammalia; Eulipotyphla; Erinaceidae. The record is from RefSeq and is a predicted model, not a curated record. Gene Ontology annotation, cellular component: Ski complex. The transcript has 28 exons. Gene Ontology annotation, biological process: nuclear-transcribed mRNA catabolic process, 3'-5' exonucleolytic nonsense-mediated decay.
CGCCCUUCCUGGGGCGGGCCUUACACGCAAGGGUCCAGAGACACUUCCGGCUUGCAGGGCGGCUGUCUUGGUUACAACAUGUUGGAGACUGAGCGGUUAGUGCUACCCCCCCCAGACCCCCUGGACCUGCCCCUUCGGGCCGUGGAGCUGGGAUGCACAGGGCGCUGGGAGCUGCUGAAUGUGUCUGGAGCUCCAGAGAGCAUCCUUCCCCAUGGUCUCCCUCCCUGUGCCCCAGACCUGCAACAAGAAGUAGAACAGUUGUUUCUGUCCUCUCCUGCCUGGCUACCUCUGCAUGGUUUGGAACAUUCAGCUCGAAAAUGGCAGAGGAAGAUGGAUCCUUGGUCACUCCUGGUCUCACAGGGGGCCCCAGUCCCCUCCGACCUACAGGCUCAAAGACACCCAACCACGGGGCAAAUACUUGGCUACAAGGAGGUCCUGCUAGAGAAUACAAACCUGUCAGCCACAACCUCCUUGUCUCUUCGUCGGCCUCCAGGGCCUGUCUCCCAAUCCCUGUGGGGAAAUCCAACACAGUACCCAUUCUGGCCAGGUGGAAUGGAUGAACCUACUAUAUCUGAUCUGAGCAUGCGUGAGGAGGCUGAGGAGGAGAUAGACUUUGAGAAAGAUCUUCUAACUGUUCCACCUGGCUUCAAGAAAGGUGUGGACUUUGCACCAAAGGAUCAUCCAGCUCCAGCUCAUGGGUUGCUCAGCCUUAGCUUUCUGCUGGAGCCCCUGGAUUUGGCUGGGGGUGACGACGAUGAGAUUGAAGCAGUGGGACCUUCAGGACGUUCUAGAGGGGACACGACUUCAGCUUCUCCUAGCAGUGCUCCACUGGCCCGAGCAAACAGUUUAGAGGAUCUCAUCUUAAAGGAAGCAUCUACAGUGGUGUCCUCGCCAGUGCCUCCCGAAUCCCCACCCCAGGAGCAGUGGGCCAUUCCUGUGGAUGUCACCUCCCCUGUUGGUGAUUUCUACCGUCUCAUUCCCCAGCCAGCUUUCCAGUGGGCAUUUGAGCCAGAUGUGUUUCAGAAGCAGGCCAUUCUGCACUUGGAGCGGCAUGACUCUGUCUUUGUUGCAGCUCACACAUCAGCAGGGAAGACAGUUGUGGCAGAAUACGCUAUUGCUCUUGCCCAGAAACACAUGACUCGCACCAUUUACACUUCACCCAUCAAGGCCCUCAGCAACCAGAAGUUCCGAGACUUCCGAAACACAUUUGGGGAUGUGGGGCUGCUCACAGGCGAUGUACAAUUGCACCCAGAGGCCUCCUGCCUAAUUAUGACGACAGAAAUCCUUCGCUCCAUGCUAUACAGUGGAUCAGAUGUCAUCCGGGACCUCGAGUGGGUCAUCUUUGAUGAGGUGCACUAUAUCAAUGAUGCUGAGCGUGGGGUUGUGUGGGAAGAGGUGCUCAUCAUGCUUCCUGAUCACGUCUCCAUCAUCCUUCUGAGUGCUACUGUCCCCAACGCCCUUGAAUUUGCUGACUGGAUUGGGCGACUAAAGCGUCGCCAGAUCUAUGUAAUUAGCACAGUUGCCCGCCCUGUCCCCCUGGAACACUAUCUCUUCACGGGGAACAGCCCCAAGACCCAGGGUGAGCUCUUCCUGUUGCUGGACUCCCGAGGUGCCUUCCACACAAAGGGGUACUAUGCGGCUGUGGAGGCCAAGAAGGAGAGGAUGAGCAAACAUGCCCAGACUUUUGGGGCCAAGCAGCCCACGCAUCAGGGGGGCCCUGCACAAGAUCGUGGUGUGUAUCUGUCUCUCCUGGCAUCCCUCCGCACCCGUGCACAGCUGCCUGUGGUGGUGUUUACCUUCUCCCGGGGCCGCUGCGAUGAGCAGGCCUCCAGCCUCACUUCCCUUGACCUUACUACAAGUUCAGAGAAAAGUGAGAUUCAUCUCUUCCUGCAGCGCUGCCUCGCUCGCCUCCGAGGUUCUGAUCGACAGCUGCCUCAGGUUCUGCACAUGUCUGAGCUCCUGCACCGCGGCCUGGGCGUGCACCACAGUGGCAUCCUGCCCAUCCUCAAGGAGAUUGUGGAGAUGCUCUUCAGCCGUGGUCUGGUCAAGGUUUUGUUUGCCACGGAGACCUUUGCUAUGGGUGUAAACAUGCCAGCCCGAACAGUGGUAUUUGAUUCCAUGCGUAAGCAUGAUGGCUCUGCCUUCCGGGACCUGCUCCCUGGGGAGUACGUGCAGAUGGCAGGCCGGGCUGGGCGGAGAGGCCUGGAUCCUACAGGUACUGUCAUUCUCCUCUGCAAGGGCCGUGUGCCAGAGAUGGCAGACCUGCAUCGCAUGAUGAUGGGAAAGCCAUCCCAGCUGCAGUCCCAGUUCCGGCUCACCUAUAGCAUGAUCCUCAACUUGCUUCGGGUGGAUGCCCUCAGGGUGGAGGACAUGAUGAAGAGGAGUUUCUCUGAGUUUCCAUCCCGCAAGGACAGUAAGGUCCAUGAGCAGACUCUGACUGAUCUAACUAAGAGGUUGGGAGCCUUGGAGGAACCGGACAUGACUGGCCAGCUGGCUGACCUGGCUGAGUAUUACAGCUGGGGGGAGGAGCUGACAGAGACCCGGACCCGGAUCCAGCGACACAUCAUAGAGUCUGUGAAUGGCCUGAAAUCUCUCUCCGCGGGAAGGGUGGUGGUUGUGAAAAAUCAGGAACAUCACAAUGCACUGGGUGUGAUCCUACAGGUCUCCUCAAACUCCGCUAGUAGAGUAUUCACAACCCUGGUCUUGUGUGACAAACACACGUCACAGGAAAAGGGGCCAGCCACUUCAGAUGUGCCUUAUCCAGAUGAUCUUGUGGGAUUUAAACUACUCCUGCCUGAAGGGCCUUGUGACCACAUUGUGGCCAAGCUCCAUCCAGGAGAUGUAGCAGCAAUCACCACUAAAGUGCUCCGGGUGAAUGGGGAGAAGAUCUUGGAGGAUUUCAGCAAGAGGCAGCAACCAAAAUUCAAAAAGGAUCCUCCCUUAGCAGCUGUGACCACCGCUGUUCAGGAACUGCUACGUCUGGCUCAGGCCUACCCAGCAGGACCCCCUACCCUUGACCCUGUCAAUGACCUGCAGCUCAAGGAUGUGUCAGUGGUAGAAGGGGGGCUACGGGCCCGGAAGCUGGAAGAACUGAUCCGGGGGGCUCAGUGUGUGCAUAGCCCCCGUUUCCCUGCCCAGUACUUGAAGCUGCGGGAGCGUAUGCAGAUACAGAAGGAGGUGGAACGACUGCGCUUCCUGCUGUCAGAUCAGUCUUUGCUGCUGCUCCCUGAGUACCACCAGCGAGUAGAGGUGCUGCGAACCCUGGGCUACGUAGAUGAGGCAGGCACUGUGAAGCUGGCAGGACGGGUGGCUUGUGCCAUGAGUAGCCAUGAACUUCUCCUCACUGAGCUUAUGUUUGACAAUGCACUGAGUGCCUUGCGGCCGGAGGAGAUUGCAGCCCUGCUCUCUGGCCUGGUCUGUCAGAGUUCUGGGGACACUGGGGAUCAGCUCCCAAGUACCCUUAAGCAGGGAGUGGAACGUGUCCGGGCUGUGGCUAAGAGGAUUGGGGAAGUCCAAGUGGCUUGUGGUUUGAACCAGACAGUGGAGGAAUUUGUGGGAGAGCUGAAUUUUGGCCUGGUGGAGGUUGUGUACGAGUGGGCCCGGGGCAUGCCCUUUUCUGAGUUGGCAGGGCUCUCAGGGACUCCUGAAGGCCUGGUGGUCCGCUGCAUCCAACGCCUAGCUGAGAUGUGUCGCUCCCUGAGAGGGGCAGCCCGCCUGGUAGGUGAACCUGUACUAGGGGCCAAGAUGGAGACGGCAGCUACCUUGCUACGGAGGGACAUUGUCUUUGCUGCUAGCCUCUACACUCAGUGAACAACACAUGUAAAAAUGUAAUAAUAAAACAGCAAACCACCUGUUUGUAUUUGA